CUAUAGAACUGGUUCCAGAACCGACGAGCGAAGGCUAAGCAGCAGAAGAGACAGGAGGAAUUCGAAAGGAUGCAGAAGGCUAAAGCGGAAGCCGAGGAGGCUGCCCGGGGGAAGUCAGAGAACGCGGAUGAUUCUGAGUCGAACCAAGAUGCCAAGGCUUCUCAGGAAGGCACCCAGAAAGAUACCCCUAAACCCGCGGAUGGAACAACGUCCCACACUCGCACAAAGACGUCGGGUUCUUCACGGUCGAAGCACCAGAAAACCAAGAGCGAGGCGGCUCGCGAGGCUACUUUUGCUUCCUUGCAGAGGGCCCUGAAUGCCGCUGUCGCGGCUCGUGAGCGAUAUGGCUCGGAAGAGGAAGAGGGUCAGCCCGGCGCUACAAGUGCCGAAGGAUCCGUAUCUCCGACCGCGGCAUUUUCGGUAAACAGCAACCAGGACGCCAGUCAUGGCGACCACCACCAGAGCGGACUCAACUCGGCUUUGUCCGAAUGGGACCAUACCAAAGAUGCCUCCAUGUCGUGGACCUCGUCUCACAGUUCGCAGGGAACUCUUGGGUAUGGCAGCUUGAACGCCACGCCGUUGACUUCCGCCGCCGAGUCGUUGGCUGUCCCGAGCUUGGACGGUUCGCAACAUCAGGAUGCUUCUCAUGACGACGUCAUGCAGAACAUUCAAUUCCAUCCUUCGGAGGGCGAAGAGUGGGCUGGCCAGAUGUCGACAAAAUCGCUUUCGGGCUACCACUCCACGAGUGACGCCGAGGCUCCUUACCAUACCGCUCAAUACCAUAUGCAACCAGAGCUGUCCUUGUCAAGGCGAGAGUCGUCCGAUGAGCUUGCCGACACGCUGGAGGGUAUCGGAAUCCACGCAAACCGUGCAGACUCGUCGUGGAAGGACGCAGGCAAGGAACUCGACCUCGCUGCUCGGAGAAAGCGACCGAGGCCUGCUGCCAUUGGCACAUCGAGGUCUUCGUCAAUGCUGGCUGGGUCAGCUUCCAUGUCUCCAACCACGUCAAGGCUUCCGAACUACGGCUCUGGCCACGGCGUGAGACAGUCCAAGUCCGCCCAAUGCCUGAACUCCCGGUACGCCGGAGUCCGAAAGGCUUCUGCCGCUCAGCGUUCGCCCCUCAAUCUCUCCACGUUCGCCGAAGCCGGAGCUCUGGCUUCCUCCAAGGCCGAGAUGUCGUCCAUGCUGCAACCCACCGUGACGACGGGCGCGUUGGCACCUCCGACCCCCCUUACACCGGAAGACUUCCACCACUUGCUUCCGACCACACCCAGCGAUGGCGGAUAUUGCCUGUCAGCCCAACCCACCAGCCAGCUGUUCCCCACCACGCAGCCGAUGCAGGCUAACAUCGCGUCACCCCCGGCCACGCCACUGGCGGUGGACAUCAUGGGCUCCUACCCUUAUCAAGGCGUGGCACCGCCCAUGUCUGCUCCUGCCCACUAUACGUCGUUUCCUGACUACGCUGCUGCCUGUGACGGGACUGUCUUGACGGGGCGAAGCUGGACCGACGCCACCUCAAUGCCUUCGCCGGAAGCUGCUUUCCAGAGCCGCUGUGCAAUUCCACAGGGGGACAUCCCGUCCAUGUCAUAUGAGCACUCUGUCGACAGCGUGUCGGGCUCUCCUACUUUGGUGUAUCCGACAAGCGAUGUCGACAUGCCGACGUUGACUGCGUCGCUGGCCGGUGAUGCGAAGCCCACGGAAUUCUACAUCCAUGAGUUCCCGGAACAGCAGGAGGCUCAUCGAUUUGUUGCUCAGCAGCUUCCUCAGAAACCCAAGGCGUACACGUUCACGAACCAAACGCCGAAUGAUUUCCCGAAUUAAAAAGAAACCAGAAAAAGGACCCAAAAAAUACUGGACAAUUUAAUUAGGUCGACGAGUAAAAGUCCGACCAAUACAUACGCUACUAUCCUUUACAUUCUACUGUGAUACUAUUCUUUGAUAUGCUCAAGCCGUGCUGGCAUUAUUUGUUGAUAUCCACGGGACUUCGUUUACUAUCCCGUGUUCUUUUGGCUGCAUGAUUCCCAGAGCACGCGUGUUGGUGUCGUUCUUUGGCGUCUGCCAUGGUCUUCAAUUCGUUUUUCUUUCUGGUUGGUUUUGGGAUUCGACUCCGUGUUUUGAUUCUGCAUGUGAAUUUGGAAGCGGCUGGACUUUUCUUUUCUUUGACAUACAUAUGGAGGCUCUUGUUUAUUGGCACGUAUCUACUACUACUACUUACUGUAAUACAUAUAAUAUGGCAACAG
Messenger RNA from Aspergillus steynii IBT 23096, 2240 nucleotides. RefSeq lists its product as uncharacterized. NCBI's taxonomy places the organism in Eukaryota, Fungi, Ascomycota, Eurotiomycetes, Eurotiales, Aspergillaceae. The transcript has a single exon. Bases 70 to 1821 code for a protein of 583 amino acids. The record is from RefSeq and is a predicted model, not a curated record.